Molecule: messenger RNA, 1660 nt
Organism: Lagopus muta (rock ptarmigan)
Lineage: Eukaryota; Metazoa; Chordata; Aves; Galliformes; Phasianidae
Gene: ASPNAT
Product: N-acetyltransferase 8 like
Exons: 3
Coding region: 23-1111 (362 amino acids)
Cellular component (GO): mitochondrial membrane
Molecular function (GO): L-aspartate N-acetyltransferase activity
Source: RefSeq, a predicted model, not a curated record
CCGCGGCCCCUCCGCCCUAUAAAUGCCUCUCCAAAAUGCAGCGCAGCUCCUUUCUCCCGUCCCGCCCGGUUACGCUGCUCCGCGCCCCGCGCAGCUGCCCGCGGGUCUCCGGCCCUGCACCGCGCUCCGCACCUCCCCCCUCCCCCCCCUUUUUUUUUUCUUUUUUUUUUUUUUUUUUUCCUUUCCCCCUCCCCUUUCCCCUCUCCCCGUUUUUCUUCUCCUUCCCUCCCCGUGCCCCGUUUGCAUGCAUUGUCUGUCUCCCAAGAUGGUUUGUGAGACCAAGAUCGUGGCGGAAGACCAUGACUCAAUCCCGGGAGCCAAAAAAGACACCAUCAUUGUUUCUUCCUCCCAAAUGUGGCCCACCCUCUCGGGUUCCCCCUCCUCCCCUCCUGCUCCCCUUGGUACCCCCAAGGAAGAACCCAAACGCGACAACGUCUACAUCCGCGAAUUCCACCCCUCCGAACAGGAGGUGGUGCGCCGCAUUUUCUACGAAGGUAUCAUGGAGCGGAUCCCCAACACGGCCUUCAGAGGGUUAAAACAGCAGCCCCUCACCCAGCUGCUCUACGCGCUGAUGGCGGUAAUGUGCUUUGUUGUGACCAAGUCCUUCCUGCUGACCUGCUGCUUGCCCGUCUUUCUGAUGGGCAUGAGGUACUACUUCAGCAGAAAAGUUAUCCUCCACUAUCUCGAUUGUGCGCUGCAUACGGACAUGUCUGAUAUCGAGCAAUAUUACAUGAAACCGCCAGGCUCCUGCUUCUGGGUGGCUGUCCUGGAUGGCAACGUGGUGGGGAUCGUGGCAGCGCGGGGCAAUGAGGAGGACAACACAGUGGAGCUGCGCCGCAUGUCUGUCGACUCCAACUACCGUGGCAAGGGGAUUGCCAAGGCCCUGGGCCGCAAGGUGCUGGAGUUUGCCAUGCUCAACAACUACUCCUCCGUCGUACUGGGGACCACAGCUGUGAAGAUGGCGGCCCACAAGCUCUACGAGUCCUUGGGCUUCAAGCACGUGGGUGUGGUUGAACAUUACGCGCUCCCGGGGAUGACGCACUCCUUGCUGGAGAGAAUGUUCUUCCAGCUUCGCUACCACCGCUACCGCCUGCAGCUCCGUGAAGAAUAAAACCCAACCACCAAGCAAAAAAGCUAUUUUUCUCCUCCCCCCCUCCCAAAAAAAGAAAAAUAAUAAUAAAUUACCCUUCUCUUUCUUGUCACCAUUUAUUUGCCAAUUUUGUCUCCCUUCUUGCUCCCUCAUCUCAUCCUGGCUUGCUCCGUGCAGCCUGGUGGCCCAGCCUUGUGCGCUGGAUGUGGUGGGGCUGGAAAUCAGCAUCCUGCAGCCCAGCCUCCUAGGGACCGACAGAAAGCACAGAACCUUCCCCGCAACGUCACACCGCCACUCUGGUGCGCCCAGUGUUCUUUUUUUCCAAGUGUAAGAUAACAUAGCGAUGCAUUCAUCAUAGUGCAGAGAAAAUCACUUGAAUGCAGUUUCCAGUAUUUAACGUACCAGUAAGUACAGAAUAUGCAUCCAUCUUGUCUUUAUUUACUGGUAAAUCGUUUCCAAGGAAAAUGUGGGGGCAGCCCCCAGCCCAACCUGCUUGCUGCAAUGCAUGAAGAGGAAGCGUGUGCACGCACUCCAACACAUCGCACUGCCACCGCGCCACUGAUGCUGCAC